Molecule: messenger RNA, 1030 nt
Organism: Nicrophorus vespilloides
Lineage: Eukaryota; Metazoa; Arthropoda; Insecta; Coleoptera; Silphidae
Exons: 3
Coding region: 482-925 (147 amino acids)
Source: RefSeq, a predicted model, not a curated record
UUGUGUAAAAUGGAAAGAUUACAUCUCGAAACAUCAGGUUUUUUUGGUCGGUAUUCAUAUUUCAAACGUGCGAAUACAUUAUCUCGUUUUUAUUAUUGUUGAACAGGAUUUCAUGCAUUAAUUGAAUUUUAUUAAUUGAUUUAUUGAAAUGAUGCUCUUGCAUCGCGUGACUCAUCGGAAAAUUGACUAUCAAAAAGCGCAUCCUGCAUCCUCGUCCUUUCCAUCAAAACGUGCAACGGCGCGAUCCGGUAUUUGUAAAGAUUUAAUCGAUUUGCAAAUCACACGAGGCUCCAUUACAUACAAUUAAUGUUGUGUUUUUUACAUUGUAAUGAAUGUAAUAGUCUUUGGGAUGGAGGAAUCAUAAUGAUUGCGUAUCAUUUGUUUUUGGGUGACAAGUCGGUAAUGUCAGAGAGAGGAAACAGUCAAAUGUGAAAAUCUGCAGUAAAUAUAUUCGUUUCGUUUUGGAUCAAAAUUCUUCGCGAUGGGCAGCCUAAUCAGUUGCAACAAUUGCCCCGCGGCGGUGCAGCACACGGUGAUCACGUUCUCGGACGACGUCGUGUUGAAGAUGACGGAAGGCAUCGAACCCCAGCAGCUGACGCCUGCCGAGAUGAAGGAGCUGGAGAUGGUCGAUCAUGACGGCUUCGAGAGGCUACGCUGCAUCGAUCGUUCGCACAGCGUUGCGUACGGCCUCACCGUUCAAUCCGUCAACGCCCUCUUCAAGUCAAUUUCCAAACAAAUGAAGAAGAACCGUCCGAAAAAUCUUUGCGAUAAUGAUGAAGUGCUUCGUUGCUACAUGAGGCAUCCGCAUUGCACCAUAGUGUGCGCGCCUGCCGUUGCUGAAUUCAUCGAUUGCGUGGAGGGCACCUACAUGGAGAAAUUGGCCAAAAAAUUGGAGGAUUUUAAAACCAAAAAGAAAACGAAAUAACUUUAUUUUCAGCGCUUUUCCAAACUCUUGAACUUUGCCUCCAGCCGCUUGGAGUAUGCGUCCAGCUUGUAGGCGGCCUGUUCCAGCUUAAGCACACUAUCCUCA